UUUCCGGCUCUAUGCCAGAAUCCCUUGUUUCAUGAAAGAACUCGGAUUGAGUUGAAAAGAAACUGAGUCAAAUUUUACACUACUCAACUACGAAAAAUGUUUGAAAUCAAUAGUUUUUAAUAAUGCUCAAUGGAUUAUUUUCUCCUAAUUUAAUUUAUUUUUUAAAUUAUUGUACAUGUAAAUAAAAGAAUUAAGUAUUUAAUAUUAUAAAUAUUUUUUUAAUUAUUUGAACAUCACGAUUUGUUUCUAUUAUGAUCAGAAGCUUUUGACUUGUGAUAUGAUAAUUUACCAAUGGAUUGCUGUUGAAACAGUCGUUUCACAGGAAACAAAUGUUUUAAACUUUUAAUUUUGGAUUUAAUUCUUGUGAUUACUAUGAAAGACAGAUUUUACAACAUGAUACAUUUUCUUUAUAUUACUAUCGUGUUUUUUGUAGGAACAAGUUAUAGUGCUGAUCUAAAAUGUGGUUUCCCCGGAACUCCAAUGUAUGGCUUUGUUUCUCCAAAUGAAGCAGCUUAUGAAGAAGGGGCUAUAGUAAUGUAUUCUUGUCUUGUUGGGCAUAUUCUUUUAGGUUCUUCGAUAAGUAGAUGUAAAGGUGAUGGCACGUGGUCUGAAGAGGUACCUGUUUGUGAUGACAGCAUGACCACACUUGUGACCGCGUCCUCAACACCAACUGCUCCUGGUUAUCCAGCGGAGCUUGCUAUCGAUAAAAAUAAAGAAAGAUGUACUUAUUUGCAACCAAAGAGCCCGAGAUGGUGGCGGAUAGAUCUUGGUGAUAAUAAGGAAUAUAAAGUUUUGUCUGUUGCAAUAACAGUUAUGAAUACAGAUAAACAUGUGAAGUUCUCAGUAUUUGUUAUUCAAAUUCAAAACCAGAUAGCUUCGUACAAAAGAUGUGCCUCAUUUAGUGGAAAAUUUGGUACUCAAACGAUGGUGUUAUUAUGUGCAGAAGGAAAAGGUAUAGACGGCCACCGAGUUCACAUAGAAGAUUACGAUAAAGAUGACAAAGGAUAUUUUGAAAUAUGUGAAGUUGAAAUUCAAGUUAAAAAAGAUGAGGGAUACAAGUGUGGUGCACCAAGUAGAAGCUUAUAUUCAGUUGAAACUUACCGCAAUGAUGAUAUGGUGAGAUAUGGUUGCUUAAGAGGCUAUAAACUUUCAGGAAAAGUUCGGAGAGAAUGCACAGAAGAAUCAGGACAAUGGUCUGGGGAACCACCUAUUUGUAUACCCAUUGUAUGCGAUCCGUUGGAGCCAAUUGAAAACGGUGUUUCUAACAUGGAGCAUGGCAACCAGGGUGUUCCACUCGAAGGUGCACAGGUCUUGUACAACUGCAACUAUGGCUAUAUGCUGGUUGGUAACGCAGAUAGAACUUGUGAAGGAGAUGGAUCAUGGAGAGGAAAACCACCUAAGUGUAAAAUUAUAACAUGUCCUGCUGAAAUUCCCUAUGAUGUUGGUGGUAAAUGGAGAUAUCAAACUACUAGAGUAGGAAGUAAUGCAACUUUAAGGUGUAGCAACGAUAAAUAUGACGGAGAGAACCUUCAAAUUGUAUGCAAAAACGAUGGCAAGUGGAGUGAACCGCAAGCCAAGUGCUUAAUUCCAAUAGCUCUUGCAAAAAAGGAAAUUACACCAAGAAUUGUCAAUCAAGGAGGUGUUAUCUUUGGAAUGGUAGUAGCUGCUAUAAUGAUUGUUGUUGUCUUAGUUGGAGUCUAUUUAUACGAUCAACGAAGGCGAAACAAUAAGCCUGAACUUCCCAGCCGAUUUCAAGAGCCGCCUCUUCCACCACCUAGACCACCUCCUAGAGCCAAAGAAAAUGCUUUUAAGUCAGCCUUCAAGGGAUUUUUGAAUAGAGAUAAUCCUGAUUCAAGCAAAAGUUCUUGGAAGACUCAAAGUUUACCAUCCAAUCAAGCUCCUGCUGAUGAAACAGAGUCCAUGCUAAAUUCCAAAAAAGCUUUUUCAUACGGCGAAUCUCUACCUAGUGGUGAAAAUGAAGAAUCACCAGCUUUAGUGGAGGUUGAAGUCUUACCACCCCAGCCACCCCAUCGUUCCGGACGAAAAGGUGUUAUAACCCCUGUUCCAGAAGAAUCUGAAAAUACAACUGUUGAUGAUAUCGUUAUUGAAAUGGAUGAAGCAGAUAGCAAUAAAGACUCUUCUGCAAAGGACAACGUAAGUGAUUAUGCUGCAGUUGAUUAUGAGAAAAAAAGACAAUCUCGGCUUUUAAAAGAGCAAGAUUCAUUAGAAUCAGCAAGUCCUCUUCCUUUGGACGACAGUGACAAGAAAGAACCUUCUCGUUCUUCAACUCCUGCAAACAAUUUAAAGGAAAGCGAUGAAGAAGAGGAAGAAGAAGAAGAAAGUGAAGACAGUCAACACACUGAAUCUCAAAAGGAAAGAGAAGAACAAGAGAGAAAAGCAAAGGAGGAAGAAGAAAGAAAAGCCAAAGAAGAGGAAGAAAGAAAAGCGAAAGAGGAAGCAGAGCGAAAAGCGAAAGAAGAAGAGGAAAAGAAAGAGGAAGCUCGUUCUCGUAGAAGAAGAACUCGAGAUGAACCACCUCCUGUAGUUGAAGAAAGACCUGUUUUACGUAGGGUGCGAAAGUAUUAACAAUUAAAGUUGAAAUUUAAUUAAAGGAAAAGACACGUUAAGGAGUUUCCCGUUUGCUCUUAAUGAUAAAAACAUUGCGAAGAUUGAUACAUAUUGUAUCGUAAUUUGUUUUGAAGGGAAAAAAUGAUUACAACUUUGGCAUUCCUUUUGAAGACCAUCCCAAUCUUUCUAACGAUAAUGUCUAUUGAAAUCAGUAUAACCAUUACAGUGUUGAAAAAAUCCAUGUUAUUUUGUAAUUUAUAAUGUAUUAAUUUAUAAUGUACCAAUGUAAUGUAAUUUAUAAUGUACUAAUUUAUAAUGAGUUGUGUUUUAAACAAAAUAGAAAUUUGAAUACACAACAUGUAAUAUUUCAUAAUUAAAAGAAGACAAACCUUUAUUGUGUUCAAGUACUGAAUGAUAAUAAAUAUCAUUUAAAUGCUUGUUUCAAGUUAAUUUUUUUUAAAUCUUUUCAAUAUAAAAACGUAAUUGAAAACUUCUUUGCAAGCUCACUAGAGAUUAAUAUAAAAAAAUUGAGCAUUAUUUUGAUAACCAUAUUUCAUUGAUUGAAAACAAUAUUUAAAAAAACAAAUAGUAAAACCAAAAACCCUAAAUGAGUAUCACAUUAGCACGCUUUCAUCAGGUGACAAAUGUAACACCAAGACACAUUAAAAUUUUCUACAAUUUUACUAUUCGAGAUUUUAAAUGUUUUUGGGCUUUUUCAAGAAUUAACUUUUGCAAAUUUAACGAUUUAGUUAAUAUUAUUUGUAUAUAAAUAUAGCCUGCUUUUUUAUUACAAUAUCUCGCUAAAGAUUAAAAUUGCAAUAUGAAUGCACAACAACUAUUCUACUUAUCUAUAUAAACUUUAAAUGUCAUUCAUAAAAUUUACUUAUGAAAAUUUUUUAACAGCUCCAUGUUGAAUUACAAACUUUUUUUUAAACGUUUUUACACAAUAAAAGUCUCAUAUACAACUAGUAAUUUUUAUAAUUAGAUAUCACAUUUUCCUUAUUUCUACAAACAUUUGUUUUAUAAAAAAAUGAUGUGGAAUUCUACACACGUUAUAUAAAAGUGUUUUUGAGGCUGAUUGCAAUUUUUCUGACUUAUAAGUAUCCAUACAUAUUGUAAAGUCAUUGCGAUAAUUGUGCUUGAAAAUAAAAUUUAUGCUGCA
Parasteatoda tepidariorum (common house spider) is the source of this 3730-nucleotide messenger RNA. RefSeq names its product complement component receptor 1-like protein. Lineage: Eukaryota; Metazoa; Arthropoda; Arachnida; Araneae; Theridiidae. The record is from RefSeq and is a predicted model, not a curated record.